AUGAACGAGACUUGGGGUUGGUGUACCCUGGUGGAUGUGUACCCGGAGCAGCAGACCACAGCGGGCAGGAAGACCUAUGCCAUGGUGUCUGGCCACUCACCCAAUCAUUCUCUGGCCUCAGAACUGGUGGAGUCCAGCGAUGGACAUGAGGAGAUCAUUAAGGUGUACUUGAAGGGGAGGUCUGGAGACAAGAUGAUCCAUGAGAAGAUUAACCAGCUGAAGAGUGAGGUCCAGUACAUCCAGGAGGCCAGGAACUGUCUGCAGAAGCUCCAGGAGAAUAUAAGUAGCAAGCUCAUCAGAGAUCCAGGAGAGUCUCACCAUCAACAGGAAAUACAGGUGGUGCUAGAGAGGCCAAAUGGUUUUAGUCCAAGUCCCAUGGCGACACUGUAUAGCAGCCCAGCUGAGGUGGCCACCUAUAUGAAUGAAGAUGUCGAGAGUUUGAGGAAGACGGUGCGGGACUUGCUGGCCAAGCUGCAGGAGGCUGAGCAGCAGCCCCAGGCAGACCAUGUGGCUUUUGAGGUCACACUUCAGAUGAUACCAGAGAGAAGUCGAGCAGAAUCAUGGGGCCCUUCAGAGAUCAGAGGACAGAGCAGAACAGAAAGAGGUGGAAAUCAGAGAGCUGCAGAGGCGCUUGCUCCGGAUGGAGACAGAGCACCAGGCCUUACUGGAGAAGGACAGUCAGGGGAGGAAGCCCUGGAGGAACUUCAGAGCAAGAAUGCUGACUGCCAAGCAGAACAGGAAAGGCUGCUAACCUGGAAAAGGAAGUGGCUGGGUUGCGGGAGAAGAUCCACCACUUGGAUGACAUGCUUAAGAGCCAGCAGCGGAAAGCCCGGCGAAUGA
Molecule: messenger RNA, 840 nt
Organism: Pipistrellus nathusii (Nathusius's pipistrelle)
Lineage: Eukaryota; Metazoa; Chordata; Mammalia; Chiroptera; Vespertilionidae
Source: the annotation of a GenBank genome assembly